CCAGGCCGCCGCAGGUCCCCACCGUAGGCUGCUCCCCUGUGGGGCCCCUCGCUGUCAGUGCCUCCUGCUCACGGGCCCUUCGCAAACAGCUCCCAGGUCACCGCAAGGACAGGCCCCCGCCCCGGCACCCGCCUCCUGCCUCGGGCAACCCGCCCCCCAAGUCACCACAGAAUCCUUAGUACCAAGGAGAGAACCAAGGAGUCCUGGCUCCCAGCCCCCAUCCCCCCAGCACCCUCCUUUUCCAGAGCCGGGGGGGGGGGUCUGCAGUCCCAGCACCCAGCCCUCCCUACACCCAAAAAUAAAGGCUUGUCCAGUUAACUGUAGUGUAGGCGUCACCUGCACCGUGUUCCGUCACUGGGCCCCAGCCCCAGGAAAUCGCUCUGGUGAAAAUCCUGGGGUGGACUGUGGUGUCGGAGGAGGGAGGACCUAACUGUUCCCAGCACAGGGGCGGGGGGGGAGCUGAUUCUUGGGAAUCCUUCCCGCAAACAGCCUCCAACCUAGACCAGUGACAUUUCCCGGGAUCCCCAUGAGACACGGCACUUUCCACGUCAAUACAGCUUCACAGAGGGACGGUUAAUGACCAGGAAGAAACCUACUGUGGGGGGCGAUUAUCCCAUGGCUGCCACUGCAGGUUCUCAUGCCAGGGUGCUGCCGCUGCAGGAGACAAGACGGGCCUCGGUUCCGGUCCAGCCAGGGGCUGCCUAAGGAUCUCUUCCCGUUGAAGACGGGCGGCGCUUGGAGAGAUUGUGGGUCACGGAGCCACGUGUGGGGCAGCAUCCAGUGCUCGGUGGGGCCGAUGUUUCCCUGACCCUCGCAGGACACUGCCCCAGCUUGUCCCUCGUGUGGCCUGGAGCUUCCCAGCAAGAUGACCUCCAAUUGCAGCAAGAACAGCAGCUCGGAGGACCUGGUCUUUGUGGGGCUGUACGCCCUCAUCUUCACGCUGGGGCUGGUGCUCAACCUGGCCGCGCUCUACAUCUUCUUCCGCUGCAGCAACGUCCGCUCCUUCACCACCGUCUACAUGAAGAACCUGGCCGUCUCCGACCUGCUGCUGGUGGUGUCGCUGCCCGUCCGGAUCUAUUACUAUAGCAGGCGGCCCUGUCUGGGAGUCCAGGUCUGCGAGAUCAUGGGGCUGCUGCUGCUGGUCAACAUGUAUGGGAGCAUCUUCCUGCUGACCUGCAUCAGCGGGGACCGCUGCAUGGCCGUCUGCUUCCCCCUGCACCCCCGGGUCAAGGCGCUGCGCAAACAGGCCAAGUACAUCUGCCUGUGCGUCUGGCUGCUGAGCUGUGCUGGCACCGUCCCCACCUAUUUCACCCAGCCUGAGAAAGGGGAGCUGAUAGAACACUGCUUCGACAACCAGCCCAAGUACGUCACCCAGCCCAGCGUGUCCUCGGCCAUGGCUCUGUGCUUCGUCCUGCCGCUGCUGGUCAUGGUGGUCUGCUCCUGGGCCCUGCUCCGAGCCAUCCAGCGCAGCGCAGCCGCCCAGAUGGAGCUGGUGAACAGCGCCAAGAUCCGCAGCAUGAUUGUGGCCAACAUCACCAUCUUCCUGGGCUGCUUUCUGCCUUUCCACCUGGUGCUGAUCUGCUACCAGGUGGAUGCCCUGCAGGGCAAGAUGCUGGACCUUUCCUAUCGCUGCACCUUGCUGGUGGCCUCCGCCAAUGCAGCCCUGGACCCGCUGGCCUAUUACUUCGCCACCGAGACCUUCCAGCGCAUGGUGGUGAUGGACAAUCUGCGCAAGGCCUGGGGCUUCCACAGCGACAGCGCCGAGGGGCAGAACCGCUCCCAGACUGCACUUGGGCAGUGUAUCUACCUGCAGAACACCACGACUUUGCCUAACAGCACCUCACUGGUGGGCAGCCCCAACAGGGAGCCCAGGAGCUAACUGGCCAUGGGGAUGGGCUCCCCUGGGCAGGGCACAGGGCAGUGGGACAUGCAUGAGCAGGGCUGGGAGCAAGGGAGGUGUGCAGUUUGGUAUUUGGGCAUCCCAGGCUAGGUUUGUGCGGGGACGCGGGUGUCGCUGGCUCGGGUUACGAUGGGCACUGGGACGUUGCAGGCUGGGUUUGUGCCAGGUGCUGGGAUAGGGGCAUCACAGGCUGGGUCUGCACCAGGUGCUGGGGCAUCGCAGGCUGGGUCUGCACCGGGCAGUGGGACGGGGGCGUUGUGGGCUCAGGUGGCACUGGGACCUGUCAGUGGCAGUCUCUUGGCUAGGGAGAUGUAGUGCUCGUUGCCCUUUAACUCUGCUCAGAGUCUCGCCUGGUCCCUUCCUGUUUUCACCAGACUCUGUUAACCCGUGGGAGGUGUUAUAAUCAGCAAGGGCCCAGCUGUGAACUGUCACCCUGAGCUGCCCAGGACUCACAGCCCCAUCCCCUCACCAUGGGGCCCAGAGACCCCAAGCUUCCCUUUCCCCCAGCCCGGCUUGCAGCCGCCUCUCCAUGCAGGGAAGGCUGCUCAGGGAGGUGUGUAUGUGAAAUUGGGCAGAGGGGGGUGUUAAUUUGGGCUGAGCCUACGGGGUUGUGGCAUGGGGAGAUGUCUCUCCAUCCCGGCUCCUCCACUGCAGCCUGGGGGCCAGCAUAGUGCAGCAUUUCCGCUGUGUGAGCUGAUGGGGUUUGCCCUGAGGUUUCACGCCAAGGCUCCUGGCAAAGGCAGCAGGAAUUUCCCCUCUGAGCAGCAAGCGCUUGUGGUUAAACCGCCCCACCCCGGUGCCACAGCUAGUCGGGCCUUGCCUGCAGAGAAUGACUCAGGGCUUAAGCAGCAGCUGCUCCUGCUCUGGGCUCCAGGGGUCCCCAGUUCAGUCUGCUGGCAUGUCUAUUCUGAGCAGCGUCUGAACCCCAGUGUCCUGUCUGGGCCAGCACCGGGGUGGGACCAAACCCAGAGCUUGUGCAUUAGACAUGCAGCCUGUGCCAGCCAAGCCCCGCUGAAAUGAGCUUUAAUUUCUGCACAGGGCAGGCCAGGGUUUUGUGGGGCCAGAUUUCACAGGAGCGCAGCUCCCAUCUGGGUGCAUCAAAGAACUUUUGUCUGCUGGGGGGUGACCCUCUGGGAGCUUGAAAUUCUGGCCUUUAACUGCUCGGCCUGGCCAGUCCUGACUCUGGCCUGGGGUUUCGAACAGUCUCUGCGACAGCCCAGGGGACAGCCAGGCUGGGCAGGCAGCUCAGGAGAGCUGCAGCAGCCCCCAGGAGCUGGUGCUAAGAAGGACGUCUCAGCCCAGCCUCGCGUUUAUGGCGGGGAGCCAGGACUCGGGCUCCGUGCCUGACGCUUGGCGGGAAGCAGGAACGAAGGGUUACACUGGAACUCCUGGGCUUGCCAAAUCCUGCCCCUCCUAAAUGGCUCAGGUUCCCUGGCAGUGCAAUGGUGUUAAUGCCACCUGGCCUCCGGCGGGGAGUGUGUGUGUGUUUUCACGCCCGAGAUGCCGGGGCCCGGUGGAGCCCCACGGCCCGGCAAAGGGGCCGGAACUCGGCCAUUUCGUGACAUUUGCACUUUAGCGCCGGCACAGAGGCAAUAACCACGUCGGGCCAGACGGUGGUAUUCAGGGGGCUGCCCCCGUUCCCUUCCCCUCCACAAGCCUCUGCCAGCAUGGGCUGGGCAUGCAGCCAGGAACCUCCCCCCAUGGAAGGAGGAACAGGCGGGUGUGUGUGUGUGUGUGUGUGUGCGCGCGCGUGCGGGGGCUGUAGAAAUAAUGCAGGAGACUGAGGGGUUGGACGGGGCAGGGCUGUGCCUGCACCCUGGGGCUUGGUCCUUGUAUUUGCAGUGACUCAUUUCCAGCUCUGAUGGGGCUGGUUCUUUUAAAGCAGCCGCAAAUAAAUAAUAAUUUUGAAGCAA
Dermochelys coriacea (leatherback sea turtle) is the source of this 3813-nucleotide messenger RNA. RefSeq names its product lysophosphatidic acid receptor 6-like. Gene Ontology annotation, cellular component: membrane. The transcript is spliced from 5 exons. Lineage: Eukaryota; Metazoa; Chordata; Testudines; Dermochelyidae. Gene Ontology annotation, molecular function: G protein-coupled receptor activity. Gene Ontology annotation, biological process: behavioral response to pain; G protein-coupled receptor signaling pathway. The coding region runs from base 866 to 1879 and encodes 337 amino acids. The record is from RefSeq and is a predicted model, not a curated record.